Messenger RNA from Hipposideros armiger (great roundleaf bat), 1484 nucleotides. RefSeq names its product annexin A1 (gene ANXA1). Gene Ontology annotation, cellular component: vesicle membrane; cytoplasm; plasma membrane. The transcript has 12 exons. NCBI's taxonomy places the organism in Eukaryota, Metazoa, Chordata, Mammalia, Chiroptera, Hipposideridae. Gene Ontology annotation, biological process: signal transduction; phagocytosis; cellular response to glucocorticoid stimulus. Gene Ontology annotation, molecular function: calcium-dependent phospholipid binding; calcium ion binding; phosphatidylserine binding. The record is from RefSeq and is a predicted model, not a curated record.
GUGUGGCCUCCUUUCAAGCUCUAUAAAGCAGAAGCCCAGGGCUUCACUUCUAGUGCAAGAGGAUCAGAGGAGAGUCUCUCGUUAGUUCUUUGGAAGAAGGUGGAUAAAAAAAAACUUCUUUAAAAAUGGCAAUGGUAUCAGAAUUCCUCAAGCAGGCCUGGUUUAUUGACAAUGAAGAGCAGGAAUACAUUAAAACUGUGAAAGGCUCCAAAGGUGGCCCCGGGUCAGCAGUGAGCCCCUAUCCCAGCUUCAACCCAUCCUCAGAUGUUGCUGCCUUGCAUAAAGCAAUAACAGUUAAAGGUGUGGAUGAAGCAACCAUCAUUGACAUUCUCACUAAGAGAAACAAUGCACAGCGUCAACAGAUCAAAGCGGCUUAUCUCCAGGAAAAAGGAAAGCCCCUGGAUGAAGCUCUGAAGAAAGCCCUUACAGGUCACCUUGAGGAAGUUGUUUUGGCUCUCUUAAAAACUCCAGCCCAAUUAGAUGCUGAUGAACUCCGUGGGGCCAUGAAGGGCCUUGGAACUGAUGAAGACACUCUGAAUGAAAUUUUGGCAUCAAGAACUAACAGAGAAAUCAGAGAAAUUAACAGAGUCUACAGAGAAGAAUUGAAGAGAGACCUGGCUAAAGACAUCGCCUCAGACACAUCUGGCGAUUACCAGAAGGCUUUGCUUUCUCUUGUUAAGGUAUAAGUCAGAGGGGUCAGGGAAUAACUCUUCUUUCAUGAAGAUCAACAGAUAGUCAAGUGUUUAUUUUUUGUUUCUUGACAGGCAUUAUAUGAAGCAGGAGAAAAGAGAAAAGGGACAGAUGUGAAUGUGUUCAAUACCAUUCUUACCACCAGAAGCUAUCCCCAUCUUCGCAGAGUGUUUCAGAAGUACACCAAGUACAGUCAGCAUGACAUGAACAAAGUUCUGGAUCUGGAGCUGAAAGGUGACAUCGAGAAAUGCCUCACAACAAUUGUGAAGUGUGCCACAAACAAGCCAAUGUUCUUUGCUGAGAAGCUUCAUCAGGCCAUGAAGGGUGCUGGAACACGUCAUAAGGCAUUGAUCAGAAUUAUGGUUUCCCGUUCUGAAAUUGACAUGAAUGAUAUCAAAGCAUGCUACCAGAAGCUGUAUGGUGUCUCUCUCUGCCAAGCCAUCCUGGAUGAAACCAAAGGAGAUUAUGAGAAAAUCCUAGUGGCUCUCUGUGGAGGACAGUAAACAUUCCUGUGAUGAUGUCAAGUUUUUUGAUCAGGAGAUUUUGUAUUCAUGUCUUUUCAUUCCAUAUUAUAGAUUUAAAUAGGAAAGUUUCUUCAGUAGGAUUAGUCUAGCUUAACUGCCUUCUGAAAACUAUAGCCUAUAAAUCAUUUUUGUAUCACAAAUCUGUAUAGUAGAAAUGUUUUUAAAAAAUAUAUUUACCCCAACUAUAAAACCCCAUAAACAGCUUGUUCUAGUAACAUUACCUGAGAAAGGUGUCUAUGUAACAGAAAAUAAAAUGAUUUUACAUGACAA